This is a messenger RNA of Colossoma macropomum (tambaqui), 1308 nucleotides long. RefSeq names its product OTU deubiquitinase with linear linkage specificity a (gene otulina). Bases 138 to 809 code for a protein of 223 amino acids. The record is from RefSeq and is a predicted model, not a curated record. The transcript has 3 exons. NCBI's taxonomy places the organism in Eukaryota, Metazoa, Chordata, Actinopteri, Characiformes, Serrasalmidae.
CCUGACCAUGUGCCCAGGGAUGGAGGUGAGCUCUCCGGCGUGUCCCGGUCCAUCAGUGCCUGUCUGAAAGGCUGCUGACACGGACGGCGCUGUGUUCUCCGCAGGUGGGCGGCUGUGAGCUGACAGAGCAGCGCAGCAUGGCGUGGCUGAAAGCGGUGCCGAGCAGCGAUGAUGUUUUCGACGAGGACGUGGAUGAAAUCAGCCUCCAACACAAAGAGUGGAGAUACAACAUGGAGAAGCGAGCUAAGGAUGGUUACAGAGAUGGAAUGGAUGCGGGAAAAGAGGCUUCACUUCAGAUUGGCUUCAACUUGGGCUAUAGAGAAGGUGCUAUCCAAAUGAAGACCAUCGGCCAGCUCAAAGGAAUAGUUAGUGCUCUGCGGUGUUGGUGUCAAUCUCAGCCCUCUAGGAUAUCAGAGCUACCCCUCAUCACAGAGCUGCUCCAGAGGGUAGAUCAGCAUGAGCAGGAUUUGGUGGAAGCCAUGCGGAAAGCUCAGGAGCGGCCUCCUCCCAGCGUGUCUGAGGUGGCAGGAGAUUUGGAGGACCUGGGUGUAGAGCAGAGCGGCGAUAGGGAGGGUUCUGGUUGCUGUAGGAAGGAUGGAGACAGUGACUGUUGCGGGAAAGAUGGGCAGACGGACUGCCGUGGGCAGGACGAGGACCAGAGUAGGAGCCCGUUCAGGAUGUACUCAAGUAGUUUCUUCCAGACGAGUGAAAGUCUGGAGCAGUUGCUUCAGAGCUGUAGGGAGCUAGUGACUGAAAUGGGGCUGCCUGAAGAGCUGACAUUUCAUAUCCAGCAGCUCAGAUAUGCAUGACUUGGGGCAGGUCACGGUGAUGAGGUUCCGCACGACCUAGCACCCGAACAUUGCUAGGUUGAUAUUACAUUUGAAGUAAAUUAUAUUAGUUCUUUUUCAGACUGUUUGCUUUCCCGGUGAUGGAUUUGCUGUGGAUUUGCUCAUUUUUCCAUUUUCUUUUCCAUCUACAUGACAAAAUGUGCUGGAUUUGUGCAGUUUUUACUUUUGCAAGGGCAUUGCACUGACUGGUCACGUGCAUUUUAAUGGAUUGUUAUUUAAGAUGUAUACUUUGCUUUGUAGGAAUAUUAUUUCAUAAUAACAUCCAUGGCAGAAAAGAAUCAAUUUCAUUGAGUAUUCUUGCAAUUGAGGGCUUUUUUGUGCUGGAUUGUAUUUAUUUUGACUGAUCAAGACCACUUUCAAAACUGUAAUAAAUUAUUAAAUCAUAUUUUUUAUUAUAAUUUUAUGAUAUGCUACCUAUUUGUUCACAUUUGUAUAUGAUUAAAAUGAUUUUACAAAGAAA